Molecule: messenger RNA, 904 nt
Organism: Electrophorus electricus (electric eel)
Lineage: Eukaryota; Metazoa; Chordata; Actinopteri; Gymnotiformes; Gymnotidae
Gene: lgals2a
Product: lectin, galactoside-binding, soluble, 2a
Molecular function (GO): galactoside binding; carbohydrate binding; laminin binding
Source: RefSeq, a predicted model, not a curated record
AGUGCGCUUAGAAAGCUUUUAACGCGGCGCAACUUUGUUCUUGACCCAUUCAUUCACAUCUCUUCGCUGAGCUCAAACGAGAGAAGCCACGAUGAACGGUGUGGUUGUGCAGAACAUGUCCUUUAAAGCAGGGCAGACCCUGACCGUGAAGGGAGUCCCCAGUAUUGACUCAACCAAUUUUGCUAUUAAUGUCGGGAACAGCAGCGAGGACCUGGCCCUGCACAUCAACCCUCGCUUUGAUGCCCAUGGCGACCAGCAGGCUGUGGUGUGUAACUCCUUCCAGGGGGGCAACUGGUGCCAAGAGCACAGAGAGGGAGGAUUUCCCUUUAAGCAGGGCGAGGACUUUAAGAUACAGAUCACCUUCAACAGUGAAGAAUUCAGGAUCAUUCUACCAGACGGCUCUGAGAUCCACUUCCCCAAUCGCACCGGUGGUAAAAAAUACAAAUACAUGCACUUCGAGGGUGAGGCCAGAAUCUACAGCAUCGAGAUCAAGUAGUUUCGCCAUCGCAUAAUGCAAGUCUCUGUACUCCUGUAAGUUUAUCUGCAGCCUUAAUUGUAUACUUAUCUGAAUCAGCUAUUUUCAGGAACUAGCUAUGCACAGCUAAGCAUUCAAUCACACUCUUUCACCACCAUGCCUCUGAUUGUGAUGACUUACAAUGGUAUUACUCAUGUUCGCCACUAGAGGGAACAGUACUACAAGAAACUGUGCCAGUCGUUUCUUGGAAAAGGCUUGGUAAAAGUAAAGAAAUCCUUAUUUCCAAAUAGAGAUCAUGUUUACAGCAGGUGUUUUGGUGUCCUUCUUACAGUUUUUAAUAUGAUGUAAUAAAAUAAUUUCACAAUUCUUACAUAGCAAUUAAAAUCAAACUGUAUAACUGUAACCAUAUUAAACGUCGAUUUUCUGCGA